ACUAUCGCUAUCAAGAUACGAUAGACGCAAGACUAUCGCUAUCAAGAUACGAUAGACGCAAGACUAUCGUUAUCAAGAUAGCACGCCAUGAAUACAGGCAGUAUUUGGCUCGAUUCAACUUGGACGUUUUUACCAAAAACGCAAGUGAGCGAGCCAAUACAUCCGAGUACAACCUCAUCCUAACGGAUGAA
Paraglomus occultum is the source of this 191-nucleotide messenger RNA. The record is from the annotation of a GenBank genome assembly. Lineage: Eukaryota; Fungi; Glomeromycota; Glomeromycetes; Paraglomerales; Paraglomeraceae.